This is a messenger RNA of Thalassophryne amazonica, 2475 nucleotides long. RefSeq lists its product as uncharacterized. Bases 145 to 2136 code for a protein of 663 amino acids. The transcript has 21 exons. Lineage: Eukaryota; Metazoa; Chordata; Actinopteri; Batrachoidiformes; Batrachoididae. The record is from RefSeq and is a predicted model, not a curated record.
GUUUUUUUAAAAAACACUCCAUGCCGCUUGGUGGCAGUAGUGCAAAUCCGUCCUAUGAGCUAUGACGUCACGUUGUGGGUGAACGCGGUUUUUGAGAACGCCGCGCACGAAGAAGCACUAUUUUGAACACAGGAGGUACUGCUGAUGGGCACUAUGGCAGAUGAGGGAGAAGUAAUCGUCCUCAGUGAUGAUGAUUGUGAAGAUGAUUUGUCAAACACUGAGCCCUCUGUUUUGAUUGUGGACAUGGAAGACGUGAAGAACAAUGACAGUGUAUUAUCUCCCAGUCAACUGGAUGAAGACCUGGUUGUCACCUUCUCUCGCCGCGCUGAGGUGCUGCCUCAUGCACGCUAUGACUGUCCCAUAAAUCCUUUCACGGCAACAGAUCAUGACACCACUCAGCCCGUGGCGGGUAACCAGCUUAUUUGUGAUCAGUGUUUCUGCUACAUCUGCGACAAGCUGGCCUCAUCAUGUGAGGUGUGGUCUCAGGGUGGUGAGUGUCACUGCAACAGCCAUAAAAAAAGUGAAUUCUGGAGUAACCUCAGAAAUGGUGCGUUGCUGGGAGGACUGAGAACGUUUGACCUCACCUUGUCUGAAAUAGACGCUCAGCUCCGGCAUGCAGAGAGGAUGCUGCAGAGCUUCAAAAGAGAGCUCUUGGUGGUGUACACCUCAUUCCUAAUGGGGAAGGCUCCAGCAGAUUGUGGUUUGAGCCAAACAAACCAGAAAGACCAGGUCUACGAUUACACACCUGUGUAUGAGUGUGUGUCAUCGUUUCUGAACAAAGCGGAUAUCCAGAAUGACAGAGCGGCUGCAGUAAUGAGACUGGGAGCCAUAGAGGGUUUUAUUAGCCAUUCCCAAAUCUCAGGAACUGUCUCCUCACGCUCUCCAAUGGCUGAUCCUGCUCAGGCUAAAGUCGCGUUACUUAAGAGGGUCGUGGCUUCAGUACAGAGGCAGAUGGUGACGUCUAAUUUUACCCCAGAGUUCACCCAGAAACUCCAGAAAUUUUUUACGAAGUUGUGUUUCUUCCCUGAGCUGAAGAACAUGAGCAGCAGUCUGUGUGUGCGUCACUGGGAGGAUGUGCUGCUCGUUUCUGUUCUGAAGGGACAGAACGUGUGCGGCUUCCGCAAGGACAAAGGAAGGAAGGAUGUCCUGAUUGAACAGAUUUCUGUCGUCCUGCACAGGACGAAGCUGCUGCAGUGUCAAUGCAGGUUCAGAGAGUUGUGUCGCUACCUACGAGUUGUCCAGACUAAUGAUGCCCAAACCUUCCAACUGGUGAAGGACCUCAUCCCUUUCUUCUUGUGUAAGGACGGAGAAUUAUACAAGGCUCUGUCCGCUUUGUGUCCGUCAAAUAGUAUCAUCUCCCGCUUUACUCCACAACUCUUCCUCCUCUACUUCCGCAUCUUUGAAACAGCAACUGCACCAAACGUCAUGGCUUAUUGUCCAGCACAGCUCUGCUCUCCUAAUGCACUGUGGGAACCAGUUAAAGAUGCUGUACCGAUGAAACGUGAGGAGCUGGUGAAGUUUGCUCUCAGGGUUCAGAAAUAUUGCACGCCCGUCUACAAUAAUGAUCACUGUUGGUCCAGUUUACUCACCCUGGUAAACACAGCUCACGGUUCAUCCUCAGGCCUACUGGCACCCAGCGCAGAUUUUCUACAGACAGCAAAGACAGCUGUGCCGUCGAUACUUCACCACCCCGUAAUAUAUAUCCCAACUUUAUUUCUUAAAGAGUGUCCAGACCAGGCUUUGUUAUUAUUGGUAACAGGAGCCCUCAGUUUGAGAAUCCUUGAUAAUGCUGUAAACCCUGUGUUGCCGGUGCUGUGUGCUUUUAAGGACAACAUGUGGGCUCUGGUGUGGCUGAUGGACAUCCUGUCAUCCAGUGAAGAUUGCUUCAACUCCUUCUUGCAGCAGAUCGCAGAGGAGAAGGAAAACCUAGGAGACGAGGAUGUGGCGUCUUUUCUUCAGGCUCUCCUGCCAGCUGCACGUUGUUCAUCGAUGAACCAGGAUCACACAUACUGCAGUCCAAUGCCUAAGAGGCUCUGCUCUUCCCAAAUCACAACUCUGUCGGAAUGCCGACGCCGGGCUGUGGACGUCCUGAGCCUCAGAUUACAUCAUCAGUCUGGUGAUUUUGGCACACAGUGAACUUUGUGUAACAGUUGCAAACUUGCAGCAUUUUGCAGACGGCUGAAUGUACAGAUCAGACGACACCAGAAUGAUUUAAAACAUGUACAGUCAUUCCCAUUUAUUUAAAACAGACACUUUGUAGCAUUUCUGAUGGGUUUUUUUUCCCCUUAUUAAAUGUUUUGUUGGCUGUUAAUUAUGCUAAUUUGUGCUGCCAUCUGAGAAUACUUUUCUACAUUUAUAUUUACAAAUGUGUAACACAUGGUUUUAUGUACAUUUUUGGCAAAAAUAAAGAAAAAUAAUUAGAUUAUUCUACAAUGCAUAGUAUUGAUGAGACAAAUAUAUUAAACUACAUCAGAA